AGGCAGUGACUGUGAUGUAUGUUGCCAACACAGAGCCCAAGCAAACAAUAAAAAUGAAAGAAAAUAAGAAAAGAGAAACAUGUUCGGUUGCCAUGCGUGUUCCGAUGGUGAUUCGACAAAUCUCAGCGGCUGUUUCAAACGUAAAUAUCAAUUUGGCACCUAGACACGAUUAUCAACCAAAAUCCUUUUUGUAUAUACGUUUUUCUCUCCACUGGACAUCCGUUACAUUAGUUUCUCGCCUCGCCAGAAUCGGUUAGGUAGGUAAGCUCGGUCUUCACGGCCUCGACGGGCACCCCGACUCACUCCGGCCGACAAUGGCGGCCCUUCAGUUUCUUCCAAAUGAGAUCCUCCUCGCCAUCGCUGGUCAUUUGGCCGACUUCCAGGACCUCGCCGCCUUAGCCUUGACAGGCCGACGGUUGUUCUCUGUCGCCAACCCGGGGCUCUAUGCCACUGCUGCCCGCGACUACAAAACGGCCCUGUUCUACUGCGCCGAGAAUCGUUUGAUUGAACCGAUCGGCUCCUUGCUCAACCACGGAGCUGACCCGAAUCAAAUCUUUGCUUCGCCCAUUCCCCCGGAUUCUCUCAAUCAUGUCCUCGCAGCUCAGGGCCGCCGCCCGGGGAGACGACCGCUUUUUGACCAGAAGCUGGCCCUCGCGGUUAUGGAGUCAACCCUUGGGCGCACCCAACAUGGCGACGACGCGCUUGUCACUCUGCUCCUCGACAACGGCGCUAAUAUCAAUUCCGCGCUCCAUGCCACAGGCAAGUUUACCACGCCCGAGAGCUUCCCCCACCCUCACAGCUUCGCCUCGACCUUUUAUCCCGACCCGCUCCUUGCGACCCCAUUACACCUGGCAAUAUUGGCCGGGCACAGCUCGACGGCACGGCUUCUGCUGGCCCGCGGGGCUUCAACUAUCGUUUCCUAUGGCGGCAUCACCGCUCUUCACGUCGCUGCGUGGUACGGUAAUUUGGAGCUGUGCAAGUCACUCUUGGACGAAAGUCCUCACCAGGCAGUGGACUCACGGACGGCCGCACAACUCACCCCCUUUCACUAUGCCGUUGCUGGCGGCCAGUUGCAGACGGUUGGCCGCUUUCUGCUCCAAAGGGGCGCCGAUAUUCGGGCCGGGUUUAAAGGACCGCAACUUGAUGGAUACAUCCCCUCAUACUUUUCAUAUCAUCUCAACAAUGCUUUCACGUAUGCUCUUUGGGCCCAACAACACGGCGAUGCAUCGAUACUCCUGGAUAUGAAUCCCGAUUUUGCUGCAAGUGGACACAUAUCCUACCCUCACGACCCUUUGGAGGGUUGCCUUGUCUCGAUAGAUAUCAACCGGUCGGGCGACGGGGAAGAAGCGGUCGCCUUGCUUCGACGAUUGCUCCUGAGUUCCGAUCAUGGUACCGACACCGCAUCCAAAUCAUUCUGGUACUAUUGUACGCUGGCCCUAUCGCGGGACCUCCCUCAAUUUACGAAGCUAUUGUUAGAAUCUGCUAACGUUCGGGCGCCACCGCUUCGGAACAUCGAGUCCGGGGUACCUACGAGAUUGAUUCAACAUGCCCGUUCCAACGCAGGCGUCGAUGCCGUCAUGGCCCUUAUCGAGUACGGUGUCUCGGUACAGGGCAUGACUAGGCCUUGCCUCAGCCGUGUAUUUCCCCCCCCGACCACGGGACCCGUUGGCAACAGACUCCCGGCUUACCAUGAGGGAAUGUCGAUGCCGCAAUUCGAGGCCAGGCUCAAGAUUGGAAAGCUGGUGUACCAGCGUCUUUCAGCAGGCCCCGAAGGUGUCGACGAUAACGACUUGCGCGUCGCCCUUGUCGGCGCUUGCCAGCCGGGCGGGCUGAGAAUGUGCGAAUGGCUCGCCAGUAUCGGCGCGUUACGCGCGGUGGCCAAGGCCGAUUUGGCCAUCAUGUUGUAUCGGGCGGCGAGCGGGAAUGACUCAAGAUUAACUGAAUGGGUCUUGGGCCAGACGGAAAACACAGGCGAUAAGUGUUGGGUCAUGAAUAGGAUCUCGGUACGGGACGUGAUAUUCAAAUCUGGUGGUAAUGAGACCGCACUUAUGCUCGCCCGCCAUGGCGCAAAUCUCAAACUUCAAGUUGAGUUUAAUGAUGAAAUGCCAUGGAGCCUCGGGUGGACCCGCCGCUUGUUCUCAUGCCGAACCCGCCAGCGCAUGCCUAUCCAUGCCUAUUAUGACGGUAAAAACGGCAGCAACGUGUUCUUUCUAGUCUGUGGAAAACCAGACAUACCUGGAGCCGUCGAGCUGCUUCAGUUAGCCAUUCAGGCGGCCGGAGAAAGUGCCAAAGAUCUCGUCAACUGCAACCUUCUGACGUCCCACCCCUACAGAAACCUGCCACCGGUCAGUCUUCUCUGUUCUGCACGCCUUCCGUGGUCCCGUCCUCGCUGGGAUCACCGAGCCACCAUAGAUCGUAGGCCCGAAGAGGCGAACGCGCAUUCUGAACCGGCGCGGCUAGCGAUGCUACAGAUGCUCCUCGAUGCCGGGGCCGAGGUGCAUACACUAGCGGAGAGACGCGAUUAUAGACCGGCCGAAGAUUCUGAGGAACCGACGGAAUCCUUGUGGCAUGCUCUCGCCUCGGAGGAUAGGGACGAGAUCAAGCGUCAACAAGCCUUUGCAUUAGAGCGGGGCCCGAGCGUUGUUUGGGGGAUUUACGACUGGGGGGACGACCCCAUACGAUGCGCCAUACGGAGCGGAUUCCCGACGUUGGUUCAAGCAAUUCUUGAGGCAAGGCCUCUACCAACCAGAAACCAUCCCGCAGCUCUGCGUUACUUGAAAGCCGCCUGUGAUGGUGACCCGGAUGCAUAUCACGAAACUCGCCGCCUUUCCCCCGAGCACAACCUGGCAGAGUUCAGUAAGCAUAUCAUCCUGGACCUCAACUCCGAGGCGGCGUGCAGCCCUGACAGCUUCAUGGACUUCAACCCCUUUGAGAUGGGAGACAUCAAAGCAACAGAGGGGAGUUAUUGA
Chaetomium fimeti is the source of this 2969-nucleotide messenger RNA. RefSeq lists its product as uncharacterized. Gene Ontology annotation, molecular function: protein binding. The transcript has 3 exons. The coding region runs from base 315 to 2969 and encodes 884 amino acids. NCBI's taxonomy places the organism in Eukaryota, Fungi, Ascomycota, Sordariomycetes, Sordariales, Chaetomiaceae. Gene Ontology annotation, cellular component: cytoplasm; nucleus. The record is from RefSeq and is a predicted model, not a curated record.